Messenger RNA from Oryctolagus cuniculus (rabbit), 1450 nucleotides. The record is from RefSeq and is a predicted model, not a curated record. Lineage: Eukaryota; Metazoa; Chordata; Mammalia; Lagomorpha; Leporidae.
AAUUGAUGAUGUAUGAAGAGAUGAGUCUGGAGUUAGGUGAAGUCAUACAGCCAUGAAGAUGACAUAAUAAUUGUUGCCAGCUCAGAGGGCAAUAGGCAGAAACAGGGAAUGCUAAGUCCUCACUGAAGGUGCAGAAAGCAGGUCGCUACCUUGAGUUACUCUAUUCAAAUCCAACGCUCAAAGUCCCCAGAUUCCCCAAGAAGGCAGUGAUAAAGAUCCAACCCAGAGCUCAUCUAUCAAGCUGCCAAGAACUUUGCAGGACAAGAGAUUUUCAUGAACUUCCCAGUGACUGCUUAAGAAAACUUUUGCUUGGCAACAUUUAUAUUUAAAUUCCUCUGAGUUCUUCUCUAAAGAAGAGCAGAAACAAAUCUACUUUGCAGAAUCAAUGAAGGACCUGAAUGGGCAAUUGGAAUAGUCCUGCAGCACUCCCAGAGGGGAUGCUUGCUCAGCUCUAUUGGCAUAGUCACCCUCACCUCCUUUCCUCCAAGAAGACCAAUGCCUGGGUGCUAGCCUCAGAUCUAACCAAAAUGAUGGCUACUCAGUUUGAUUGUCAAUAUUGUACAACCUCACUCCUGGGAAAGAAGUAUGUCCUAAAGGAUGAUAAUCCAUACUGUGUCUCCUGUUAUGAUCGUAUCUUCUCCAACUAUUGUGAGAAGUGCAAAGAUCCAAUUGAAUCAGAUUCCAAGGAUCUUUGUUACAAAGGCCGGCACUGGCAUGAAGGAUGCUUCAAGUGCUCCAAAUGCAAUUACUCAUUGGUGGAAAAGCCUUUUGCUGCCAAGGAUGAGCGCCUGCUAUGCACAGAGUGCUAUUCUAACGAGUGCUCCUCUAAGUGCUUCCAUUGCAAGAGGACCAUCAUGCCUGGUUCCCGCAAAAUGGAAUUUAAGGGAAACUACUGGCAUGAAACCUGCUUUGUGUGUGAGCAUUGCAGACAACCAAUAGGAACAAAGCCUUUGAUCUCCAAAGAGAGUGGAAAUUACUGUGUGCCCUGUUUUGAGAAGGAGUUUGCUCAGUAUUGCAACUUUUGUAAGAAGGUGAUAACUUCGGGUGGGAUAACUUUUCGUGACCAACUGUGGCAUAGAGAGUGUUUUCUGUGUAGUGGCUGCCGGAAAGAGCUCUGUGAAGAAGAGUUUAUGUCUAGAGAUGAUUAUCCGUUCUGCUUGGACUGCUACACUCAUCUUUAUGCCAAAAGAUGUGCUGCCUGCACCAAACCCAUUACUGGUCUCAGAGGUGCCAAGUUCAUCUGCUUUCAAGACCGCCAGUGGCAUAGUGAAUGUUUCAACUGUGGAAAGUGUUCCACUUCCUUGGUGGGUGAAGGCUUCCUGACCCAGAACAUGGAAAUCUUCUGUCGCAAAUGUGGCUCUGGGGUGGACACUGACAUCUAGAUGGAGUCAGCCCUCCUUACCUGAAAUCCACUUUGCAUUGUUCUCACUAAAUCAAGAACUCAGUCAAA